Messenger RNA from Neoarthrinium moseri, 1548 nucleotides. RefSeq lists its product as uncharacterized. Bases 1 to 1548 code for a protein of 515 amino acids. Gene Ontology annotation, molecular function: glutathione synthase activity; glutathione binding; ATP binding. The record is from RefSeq and is a predicted model, not a curated record. Gene Ontology annotation, biological process: glutathione biosynthetic process. The transcript has 3 exons. NCBI's taxonomy places the organism in Eukaryota, Fungi, Ascomycota, Sordariomycetes, Amphisphaeriales, Apiosporaceae. Gene Ontology annotation, cellular component: cytosol.
AUGGCAGCAUACCCGCCCGAGAUUACGGGCCCCGAGAGUGAGCGGCUCACCGAGGUCGUCAAGGACUGGUCCAUAGCACAUGGCCUCACUGUGCGCCCGCCUCCCGCCGUUCUUGCCGCAGACGCAGACCCGGGGAACAUUCUGGCAACAGCCGUCCCGGUCACCCUGUUCCCCAGCCCCUUUCCGCGUGUGUGUUUCGAGCAGGGCGUUCACGUCCAGAAGACCUACAACGAGCUGUAUGCGUCGAUAAGUCAAGACGAGGAGUUCUUGACUCAGAUCGUCAAGGAGAUUGGGAAUAGUGAUGAGUUCACACAAGCACUGUGGAAGGUGCACUUGCGAGUCAAGGAAGAAGGCUACGUUCAAAACCUUUCCCUUGGCCUUUUCAGGUCGGACUACAUGGUGCACCAAGAGUCGGCCAGCUCCCACCCGCAGGUCAAGCAGGUCGAGUUCAACACGAUCGCCGCGUCCUUCGGCGGGCUGUCGGCGCAGACCUCGCAGCUGCACAAGUACCUGUCGUCGGCCGAGUACCCGCUGCUCUCGGCAUCGUCCAUCGGCAAAGGCCACCUGACGCUGCCGGACAACAAGAGCGUGCGCGGCCUGGCCGCAGGCAUCCGCCACGCCUUCACGGCGUACGGCGAGUCCACCACCGGCCACCCCAAGUGCGUCGUGUUCCUGGUCCAGGGCGGCGAGCGCAACAUCUUCGACCAGAAGCACCUGGAGUACGAGGUGGCGGGCCCGCCGCAGUCGGUGCCCGUGUUCCGGCUGCCGUUCGCGCAGGCGACGCAGCACACGCGGCUGGCCGACGGCGGCCCGGGCCGCCAGCUCCUGUACACGCCGCCGCAGCUGCCGCACCUGACGUUCGAGGUGGCGGUCGUGUACAUGCGGUGCGGGUACGGGCCGGACGACUACCCGGACGCGGGGGCCUGGGAGGCGCGGUACCAGAUCGAGCGGUCGGCGGCCAUCAAGUGCCCGUCGGUGCUGACGCAGGUGGCGGGGACCAAGAAGGUGCAGCAGGUGCUGGCGACGCCGGUGGGCGCGGGCCAGGCGCCGGUGCUGCACCGGUUCCUGUCGCCGGCGUCGCACGCGGCGCUGGGCGACCUCGAGGCCACCUUCACCAACAUCUACCCGCUGGACACGUCGGCGGCGGGCCGCAAGGCGCGCGAGCUGGCGCUGGACCCGGAGCAGUGCAAGCGGUACGUGCUGAAGCCGCAGCGCGAGGGCGGCGGCAACAACGUCUACCGCGCCGCGAUCCCGGGCUUCCUGCGCUCCAUCCCCGAGUCGCACUGGGACGCCCACAUUCUGAUGGAGCUGAUCACGCCGCCGGCCGUGCGCAACACCAUCCUGCGGAACGGGGCGCUGGAGAGCGGCGGCGUCAUCUGCGAGCUGGGCAUCUACGGCACGUGUCUUUGGGACCAGCGCGAGCGCGAGGGACGGGGCGUGCGUCACAAUGAGAUGGCCGGGUACCUGCUGAGGACCAAGGGGGAUCAGAGUGAGGAGGGCGGUGUUGCCGCCGGGUUCGGGUGUAUGGACAGCAUCGCGCUGGUAUGA